This is a messenger RNA of Adelges cooleyi (spruce gall adelgid), 6003 nucleotides long. RefSeq names its product structural maintenance of chromosomes protein 3-like. The transcript has 2 exons. Gene Ontology annotation, biological process: mitotic sister chromatid cohesion. Gene Ontology annotation, molecular function: ATP hydrolysis activity; ATP binding; double-stranded DNA binding. The coding region runs from base 1700 to 5314 and encodes 1204 amino acids. The record is from RefSeq and is a predicted model, not a curated record. Gene Ontology annotation, cellular component: chromosome. Lineage: Eukaryota; Metazoa; Arthropoda; Insecta; Hemiptera; Adelgidae.
UAAAAUUUCAUUAUCACCUUUUAGUGCAUUUAAUGCGUCCGAAUAGGAUUCCGAAACUUCAUUCAACAAAAAUAUUGCUUCGUCUUCAAUUGCUUUUGCGUCCGAUGGUGGUUUUCUAUUUGUACUCGAUAAGACUUUUUUUUCGGUUUUCUGCUGUUUGACUGGGAAACAGAAUUAAACUAGGUUGUAAUUCUAUUACACGUGAAUAUAUUGUAAAAAAAAUAGAUAAAUAAACAGAACCGAAACUAACUUGAAGGUUUUUCAUUCUUCUCUUGUGGUUUUGGUGUGUCAUUUUGUAGAGGUGCCGCAUUUAAUUUUUCAACAAUCUCAUUAGAAGAUUUUUCAGGUUUAAUAAACCUAAAACCAAUUAUCAGUUAAAUAUUAAACAUACAACUCAUUAAUAGUAUCCGUCAACUUCUCGUUAUUAAAAUGAUUGAAAAACUGUACGAGUUAAUUAAAACAAAUUAAAUACUUGUCGCAUUACAUAAAACAUUACAUACAGAAAACCAUAUUUUAAUCAGGUAGAACCCAUUGGAUAACACUUACAUUUUUUUUACGUUAUCGAUCAGCCUGUUCGGAUAAUUUCCAAAAGAUUUUUCUUCAAACAGAAUUAAUUUCAACAGUUCAUCUGAACCGGAAACGUUGUUUUUGAGCCAUUGUCUAAAAUUGUUGUCGUACUUGGCAUAUACCACCACCGCACUGAAGCCAAAUAACAACGAGCCGAUGGUGUAUUUUCCGACAUUUGAUUUUCUGGAAACAAAUCUUAUUAAAUAAAUAAAUCUCGUUGUACACACACAACAUACAACGUACCUUUGCUUAGCCACAUUCUCAUGAAUGAAUCUGCGACCCAACGACUUGUUACACGUCAAACUCGAUUGCCUUAGAUUGAACUUAGCUCCGGGGGAAACCUUGAAAAAUUAUCAUAAGUUUAAUUUCAACAAGUUGCCGGGUGGUAAACUAAAAAUGUUUAUAUUAUCGUCUAAAAAUAUUUUUACUUACUUUGGCGAAUUGUUUUAAAUUCAACAUUUUCACGAAUACAGUUUUCGAUGUUGCACCACUCGGGUAGUUAGUUUAAUGUCUAAAGUGUAUCGAUCAAUUACCGAAUAGGUAAUAAUAAUAAUAAUAAUUAACAAUAGUAAGUGGCUAAUUAAAAGAAAAAAAACAAAUAAUAUUUUUGUACAUUACCCUUUCGUUGGUUUUCAAAGUUGAAGUUGCUUAUCUAUUGUGAUAACGGUCGACGUGAUAACGCGAACGGGAAUAAAACCAAAGAGAUCGUAUAAAAAAUAAAAGUUGGCAAACCUGACGAGGAAAACAUUGUCGAUCGCGCGCCAAACAUGGUAGCACUGCUUAUCAAUGAUGGAAAAAAAUAAAUUGUAAACAAACAUAAUAAUAUUAUUUAUUUAGUAGUUUACCGACUUUUUAAAUAUAUAUUAUAUUAAAACCGAUGGUUCGUUCGAGAAGAUAUCACUAUAAAAACAAUAAUUCCUCUACACCGGUAUUCCUUGAACAAUGUACAUAGUUAUGUUCGAAUCAGGUAGCCAAAAUGUGAACAAAGGAUCAACAACAAUAAUUAAUAACACUAUGAUGAUGGUGACGGUCCAUCCGAUAAACUUGCAAGAACACGAGUAUGGCACACGGUCCUUUAUAUAGAAUAUUAUUGUUGCCAAGACAACGUUGAGAAAAAACCCCCCAAACAAACAUGUUUAUCAAACAAGUCAUCAUCCACGGCUUCAAAAGUUACCGCGAACAAACCGUAGUCGAUCCGUUCGACAGAAGACACAACGUGGUCGUCGGACGUAACGGUUCUGGCAAAAGCAAUUUUUUCUACGCCAUUCAAUUCGUGCUCAGCGACGAAUUCUCUCACCUGAAACCCGAACAGAGACAGGCGCUGCUGCACGAGGGCACCGGUCCGAAAGUGAACUCGGCGUAUGUCGAGAUCAUUUUCGACAACACGGACAACCGUUUGCCCAUCGACAAAGAAGAGGUGGUCUUGCGAAGAGUGAUCGGCGUCAAAAAAGACCAAUACUUCUUGAACAAGAAAAUGGUGCCCAGAAGCGACGUCACCAAUCUGCUGGAGUCCGCCGGCUUUUCCCAUUCGAAUCCCUAUUACAUUGUGAAACAAGGGAAAAUCAACCAAAUGGCCACGUCGCCCGACUCUCACAGGCUGAAGUUGUUAAGAGAAGUGGCCGGCACCCGCGUGUACGACGAGCGAAAAGAAGAAUCCAUCGAAAUACUGAAAGACACUCAGACAAAGUUGGACAAAAUAGUGGAGUUCAUAAAAACCAUCGAAGACAGGUUGAGCACGUUAGAGGAAGAAAAAGAAGAACUAAAAGAAUAUCAAAUAUGGGAUAAAAAACGAAGAACGUUGGAGUACUGUAUUCACGACAGAGAAUUGAAAGAAACCCAGAGGAAGCUAGAAGAAAUGGAAAGUCGUAUCACCAACGUGGACGUAGAACAAAAACGAUUAACCGCUAAAGUCAAAGAAGCCGCGCAUGAGGCGAAAAAAUCAGCGAAACACCUGCGCGAAGCCAAACGACAAGUGAUUAGCGUUAAAGAAGACAAGGACACUUUAAAUCUGGAACAACAAGAGUUGAUUAAACAAAAAACAAAACUAGAUUUCACCAUUAAAGAUUUAACCGACGAAGUGCAAGGCGACAACAAUUCCAGAGAGAGAGCUGUCAAGGAACUGGAAAAGCUACAGGAAACUAUCAAGGCCAAAGAAUCCGAGUUGCAGGAAAUAAAACCCAAGUACGAAGCGCAAAAGAAAAAAGAAGAAGAUUGUACAAGGGAACUGGGCCUGAAAGAACAAAAGCGAAAAGAACUGUACGCCAAACAAGGUCGCGGAAGUCAGUUUUCGUCGAAAGAAGAUCGAGACCAGUGGAUACAAAAGGAACUGAAAUCGCUGACCAAACAAAUAAAGGACAAGACCGAUCAUAAAGAAAAACUCACCGAGGACUUGAAAAAAGACUCGGAACGGCUGGUGGAACUGGAAAAUUUAGUGCACACCAAUUCGAGCGAAUUGGAAAAACAGAGGACUUCUAUAGACGAGUACAACAAAAAGUACUACGAGUUGAAAAAAAACAAAGACCAAUACCAAAGCCAACGCAACGAACUGUGGCGACAGGAGAGUACGAUUCAACAUACGUUUUCGACGUUAAAAGAUGAACUAGCCAAAGCCGAUCAGAUGCUGCGCAGUAUGGCGGGUAAAGCCAUUUUGAACGGCAGAGAUAGCGUUCGCAAAGUGUUGGAAAUUUUCAAACAACGCGGCGGCACUCAAGCCAAUCUCGCCAAGCAGUAUUACGGUCAAGUAAUUGAAAAUUUCGACUGCGAUGAGAGCAUACAGACAGCCGUUGAAGUGACCGCCGGCGGCAGAAUGUUUUUCCACAUUGUGGAUUCGGACAAGAUCGGUACGCAAAUAUUGAAAGAGAUUAACAAUCAGAAUCUGCCGGGUGAAGUGACGUUCAUGCCGCUCAACAGAUUAACUGCUCGACACAUAAAAUAUCCACAAUCCAAAGACGCCAUACCGAUGGUGAGCAAGUUGAACUACGAAGCGCAUUUGGACAAAGCGAUGCGUUUUAUUUUCGGCAAAACUUUGAUAUGUCGUAACUUGGAGUCGGCCACCAGCAUAUCCAAGCAGAGCAUGUUGGAUUGCAUAACAAUCGACGGCGAUCAGGUGUCGUCCAGCGGCACUUUGACCGGUGGAUAUUUCAAAAACGUACGGUCCAAGUUACAAAUACAAAAGCAGCGCAACGAUUUGAUGAGCCAAAUUAAAGAGUCCGAAGAACAGUUGACCGGGCUGCGGACAAAAUUAAACGAAAUCGAGGUCAACGUCAAUGCGGUCAUGUCGGACAUGCAAAAAACGGAAACCAAAAACAGCAAGGCCAAGGGGAAUUUCGACAAGCUCAAAGGCGACAUUAGACUGAUCAAAGAAGAAAUGGUCGGCAUCGAGAGGUACAGAGUGACGAAAGAACGAUUACUGGUAACGGCCUCUUCAAAUUUAGAAGCCAUGCAGACGACUAGGUCCGGUUUGGAAUCUGAACUGCAUCAAGAACUCAUGGCGCAACUGUCGGUGGCCGAUCAAAAGGAAAUGGACAAGUUGAACAACGACAUUAAACAAUUGACUCAAGACAACAAAACCGCUUUUGCCAUGCGCAUGAAACUGGAAGCGGACAAGAACAAAUUGGAAAACUUGUUAACAAACAAUUUGGUCCGUCGCAGGGAUGAACUGUUGCAGGCGUUACAAGAGAUUUCGGUGGAAGAACGCAAACGUACACUGGAAAGUAGCAGGAUAGAGUUGAAUGUCAUCGAGAAGAAAUUGGACACGAUCAAUGUGGAAAUGAAAACCGUCGAUUCCAAAGUGCACGAGGCCGUCAAGUGGCAGAAAAAAUGUCAAGAGGAACUGGACAAAUGGAAGUCGCAGGAAAAAGAAGCUCAAGAGAAACUCGACAACGAGUCCAAAGAUCUUUGCAAAGUGUCUUCCAAACAAGACGUGCUGCGCAAAAAGCUGGACGAGUCCGAAGCCAAGAUCAACGAGCUCGGAGCGUUGCCCAACACCGAUCUUGUCACAAAGUACAUGUCUUACUCGUCGAAAAAUUUGUUCAAAGAACUGGAAAAGGCCAACAGUCAUCUGAAGAAAUUCGCUCACGUCAACAAGAAAGCCCUGGAUCAGUUUAUCAAUUUCUCCGAACAAAAAGAAAAACUGGUAUCGAGAAAACAAGAACUGGACCGCGGCUAUCAGAAAAUCGAAGAGCUUAUGAACGUGCUGGAGCAACGGAAAUGCGACGCCAUACAGUCGACGUUCAAGCAAGUGUCCAAAUAUUUCUCUUAUGUUUUCUCGAAACUCGUGCCGGCCGGUCACGCCAAACUGGUCAUGAAAACCGUCGGCGGCGAAGAGUCCACGACGAUCAACAUGAAAGACGAGACGAGCGUGGGCAACUAUUCCGGCGUGAUGAUCAAAGUGUCGUUUGUCGGGCAAGGCGGCGAAAUGCGCGAGAUGAACCAGCUGUCCGGCGGCCAAAAGUCGUUGGUGGCGUUGGCCACCAUAUUCGCCAUCCAAAAAUGUGAUCCCGCCCCGUUCUAUCUGUUCGACGAAAUCGACCAAGCGCUGGAUCCGCAGCACAGAAAAGCCGUGGCCGACAUGAUCCACGAAAUGUCCGGCGAGGCUCAGUUCAUUACGACCACGUUCCGGCCGGAGCUGUUGCAGCACGCUCACAAAUUCUACGGCGUCAAGUUUCGCAACAAAGUCAGCCACGUCGAAUGCGUCACCAGGGAAGAAGCGCACGACUUUGUCGAAGACGAUACGACACACGGAUAACGUAUUACACACUCAUCGACAAUUAUUUUAUUAACCAGUUUUUCUUUUAGGAUAUUAACUAAUUUUACUCGUUUUUUUUGGAUUUAGAUACUAUUGAAACGUACCUAACACUACAAUGUACAGGAUUUCUGUAUUUUUUUUUUAGUAAAUAUUCACCGAUAUUAUUGAUAUAGUUUAGCAUAUAGAACAAUUACACUAAUGCAUAUAUAUAUAUAUAUAGUUUAUAGAUUUACGUGUUAUAUUUUAGGUAUGUUUUUAUGUAUACAAUCUUAUGUUGUAUCCGAUUUUGUAUUAGUUAAUUUAAUCUACGUAACGUCAUCAGCUCGAUAUUAUCGUGUACUAUAUAUUGUAUGAUUUUACGAAUUUUAAAUUAACGAUAAUUUGCUUCGAGAUAAAAGUGUUUUAAAAUUUAAGUGAUUUUUAAUACUUUAAUAUUCUUUAAUAGUGAACGUAUUGUGUUGUACCAUGUUGCAAAACAUGAGAACGGCGGAUCAAACAUUAUAUUACAUAUUUAUAAUAAUAUUGUUUCGAGUUUUGAACAAAUUAUUAAUUUUGUUUUUUAUUAUUAUUAUUAUUCGUAUCAUUGUAACACUAGUAUUAUUAAUAUAAUUUAUUUUUGAUUGCCAAAUAGAAAUCGAGUUUAGUCGUGUAAAAUUGUAUUAUUUAAUUAAUUAAUAUUAAUAUAAUGU